CUUCGUAUCACCUUUAAACUAAGCGUAUGCAUGAUUUACCACUUUUCCUUCAUAAAGGAGCAUAGUCGCAACUGGGUCGAAGGUGGUUUCAUCGGAACGCCAUAGCAACCGUCGGGGGAAAAAAGCGAUAUCGGCCUCUGUCAAUGCUGCGGGCUUCCCUUCGCGUUCGCGUCCAUUUAUUUUCCGCCGUUGUACCCCACGCAAAGCUCUUUAAUGGGGGUGCGCCCUUGACGGCGAAGGAACUUGAGGUGGCGCGAACGACGCUUGCGGAGUGGGACGACCUUCUGCACAGAUCGGGUUUGAGGGAUGCGGUAGGUUCCCUUCUAAACCUGGACACCCUACCCAAACGUCGGGCCCUGAUUCGGGCGAUGGGGGAGAGCAUGGAUGUCCUUCGCGGCGAGCUUUACAAAAAAACCUGCGUUGAUGUCUACCAACGCGUCCAAAUCCACGAGGCGAUCAUGGCCGCCGGGUUUUACCAACGAGCGAUCGAUACGAACGUAUUAAAAGGUGAAAGUGUGCGGUUCGUAUUAAACCAUUACAACUUUGACGUGCGCCGUGAUGUGAUUAUUACCAAGGCGGUGCAUGACGCACUUUUGGCAAAAAAAGAGGUGACUUCGGGGUCUGACAAGUUAAUCCGCGAUAUACUACUGCUAGAGCGUCGGCUUUUUGGAAAAUACCGCUUCGGCUCGACCGGGGGACGUCACUGGCUUAUGCUUAGUAUGGCGCUCUCAGAUAUCAAAACAAAGGCGGAGAUUGAACGACUCAUGAGUUUGCCGUCUAUUAAAGAGGAGGGAAACUUUAGUCUGACUGUAGAUGGUGCCGAAAAGUUGUGGGAAACACUUACACUCAUACCAAAGGAGGAGAGCGAAAUAAGCUUUCUUGAGACGGCGGAUCUUCAUAAAUUAGUAAACACUGCCGAAUUAUCAUAUAAACUGCGUGUGCAGAAGCCGCUCAAGCCUAUUUCUUUCUCAGAUCGCUUCAAAGAGGCCCUGCUCCAUUACUGGGUCAUAUGGUUUUCGUUGUGGAUAAUGUUUUUCAUGGUGGACGAAGAAAUCAUCACAUUAGUGGCGUUAAUUUUCAUGAAACAUCAGCAAACGCAACGUUUGCAUGAAGAAGCCAAGAAGACGAAAGGAAAGGUUUACGUGGCAUCCUCAACAGGAUCUUUUGGUUAAUGUUUCUUUUUCUUCAAGGAUAGUUCCCCCUUAGUAUUAUAUAUACAUGGUAUUGAUUUUCAUUGUUUCACGUCUACUGGUAGUUGUAUGUCUUUUAUACAUACUGAGAAGAACAACAUAUCUUGAGCUCCAGUUUUGACGUUUAAGUUAAUUGAGGUAAGGAGGAAGUAAAUAUUCUUAGGUGUCCCUUAUAAA
Molecule: messenger RNA, 1367 nt
Organism: Phytomonas sp. Hart1
Lineage: Eukaryota; Euglenozoa; Kinetoplastea; Trypanosomatida; Trypanosomatidae
Source: the annotation of a GenBank genome assembly